Messenger RNA from Exserohilum turcica Et28A, 1147 nucleotides. RefSeq names its product carbohydrate esterase family 16 protein. The transcript is spliced from 2 exons. NCBI's taxonomy places the organism in Eukaryota, Fungi, Ascomycota, Dothideomycetes, Pleosporales, Pleosporaceae. Gene Ontology annotation, molecular function: hydrolase activity, acting on ester bonds. Bases 179 to 1147 code for a protein of 322 amino acids. The record is from RefSeq and is a predicted model, not a curated record.
AAUUUGCAUCCAAUCUAUCUUCAUCGCGCUAGCGUAUGUCGUCUGUUCCCGCAGCCCGCACCAUGCCAGUCCGUGGAGCCUAUACGCGCCCUACUUAACAUGUCGUCUUCGCCGAUUUUGAGCAUGCAGUUGCUCCUCUCAUCCUGUUCUGCUCCGCUCCUUGUCCGUAGCUAAGAAGAUGGUAAAAUCGACUAUCCUCGCCUUGGCCUUGGCAAGCACCGGCUUCGCUGCGCCCAAAGCCCGGGCGUCUUGGCCAGGAUGGAACAACGUCAAGCACCUCUUCGUCUUUGGCGACUCGUAUACCCAGACGGGUUUUGAUGUAAAAGGCACCCAGCCCAACCCCUCAAAUGUCCUUGGCAAUCCGCCCUACCCUGGAUGGACAACUUCAAACGGUCCCAACUGGGUCGGUUUCCUCGCCACAACCUACAAUGCUAGCAAAGUGCUGGUAUACAACAUGGCCUAUGGCGGUGCUACCGUCGACUCGGACCUCGUCACCCCGUAUACUCCCACAGUCAUCAGCAUGAAGAACCAAGUACAGACGCAAUUCCUCCCCACCUACGGUUCCCAUCCCAGUUUCGCUCCCUGGACCUCGGACUCGUCGCUCUUCGCCUUCUUCAUCGGCAUUAACGAUGUCGGCAACAGCUGGUGGCUGAACAACGCCACGCUCUGGGACACCAUCUUCUCCGUGUACAAGAAGCAACUCCAGGACGUCUACGCCACCGGAGCCCGCAACUUCCUCUUUCUCAGCGUUCCCCCCGUCAACCUCGCGCCCCUGACGCUCGAGCAAAACGACAAUGGCUACGCAAAGGAGUACGAGGGCAAGGCCAUUCUCGACUGGAACCAGCGAAUCACUAACAUGGUAUCUGCGUUCCAGGCAGAGCACACGGGCAUCACUGCAUUCAUCCAUGACUCUUGGGGCCUGUACAAUAGCGUUAUCCAGAAUCCCAAGAGCUAUGAGCAGACCAAGGACCUCAAAAAUGUCACUGGUUACUGCAACGCAUAUCAGAAUGGAACACCGAAUUGGUAUACAAAGGAUCCUAGCUGCGCAUACCCCGUCAAUGAGUACCUGUGGCUUAACAACUUGCAUCCUACUUUCCCUAUUCAUAAUGCUACGGCCGCGGCAAUUGCUAAGCAGCUGUCCAAGUAA